UGAAAAGCGAAGAGACAAAAGUGGCAAACGUGUGGAUGAUGUCUUUCACAGUGUUCGGUCUUCUUCUUGUUCCUCCAAUCAUGUUCAACCAAAUCUCAGCUUCACUGUUCACUCUCUCCAUUCCACUUCUCUCGCUGACCUCUAUUCACCGAGAUCAAUGUCUCUUCUGAUCAGAUCCUCUUACCUUUCUCAAUCUCACAUCCAACCUAGAAACUCAAAACCAUCCUCUCACACAAAUCAAACCCCGUUGAAACUAGUGUUCUUAUCUUCUUUUAACCACAACCCUCUCGUCAGUUUGGUGAAUAAACGCAACCCGACAAUGCAACCUCCCACCUUUCCUCCUUCGAUGACUGUUAAGAGCUCCUUGAUUGACCCAGACGGUGGGGAACUCGUUGAAUUAAUGGUUUCCGAAUCUGAGAUUAAGCUGAAGAAGGCUGAGUCAGAGACGAUGCCGAAAGUGAAGCUGACGAAGAUCGAUCUGGAGUGGGUGCACGUGAUCAGCGAAGGAUGGGCUAGUCCUUUGAAAGGGUUCAUGAGAGAAGACGAGUAUCUUCAGAGUUUGCAUUUCAACUCUCUGAGGUUGAAAGAUGGGUCUCUGGUCAACAUGUCGCUUCCUAUUGUUCUUGCUAUUGAUGAUGACACCAAGGAACAGAUCGGUGUGUCUAAGAAUGUUGCUCUUGUUAGCCCUCAAGGAGAUGUCAUCGGUUCUCUUAGAAGUGUGGAGAUAUACAAACACAACAAGGAAGAAAGGAUUGCUAGAACUUGGGGAACCACUUCUCCAGGACUGCCUUAUGUUGAAGAACACAUCACUCCAUCUGGAAACUGGCUGAUCGGUGGAGAUUUAGAAAUUUUCCAGCCUAUUAAGUACAACGAUGGGCUUGAUCACUACAGGCUAUCUCCUAAACAACUUAGGAAAGAGUUUGACAAUCGUCAAGCGGAUGCUGUGUUUGCAUUCCAGCUAAGGAACCCUGUGCACAACGGCCACGCUUUGUUAAUGAACGAUACACGUAAAAGGCUUUUGGAGAUGGGUUAUAAGAACCCUAUUCUGCUGCUUCAUCCUUUGGGAGGUUUCACUAAGGCUGAUGAUGUUCCUCUUGAUGUUAGAAUGGAACAACAUAGCAAGGUUCUUGAAGAUGGAGUGCUUGACCCGGAGACUACUAUUGUCUCGAUAUUUCCAUCACCGAUGCACUAUGCUGGUCCAACAGAAGUUCAAUGGCACGCCAAGGCUAGGAUUAACGCAGGUGCUAAUUUCUACAUUGUGGGACGUGAUCCAGCGGGAAUGGGACAUCCUACUGAGAAGAGAGAUCUGUAUGAUCCUGAUCAUGGGAAGAAAGUCUUGAGCAUGGCUCCUGGACUUGAGAAACUAAAUAUUCUUCCAUUUAGGGUUGCAGCUUACGAUACAGUUGAGAAGAAGAUGGCGUUUUUCGAUCCCUCUCGCGCAAAAGAGUUUCUUUUCAUUUCUGGAACUAAGGUAAUAAUAACUAGGGACAGUUUUGAGUUGUAAGAAAAGGAUCCAGUUUACAAGCUGAGUUUUUCACCGGUUUUGGUUAACAGAUGAGAACGUAUGCAAGAACAGGAGAGAGUCCACCAGAUGGGUUUAUGUGUCCGAGUGGAUGGAAUGUUCUUGUCAAAUACUAUGAGAGCUUGCAAGAAAGUGAUGAAUCAUCUAAACAACAACAAGCCGUUGUUUGAGUUGUCCGUGGUGGCUGCCGGCUUGUGUUUCACCAGUUCAGCCCUUCAUUUUAAGCUUACCUAUUUUUGUCUUGUGAAAAGUCACCAAUGUUUUCCAAAACCAAAUAAUAAUCUUGAAUAAUGUGUUCUUGCUGAUGAAUUUGAAUGUCAUUGGAGCCUCAUGGGGUAUUUUUA
Molecule: messenger RNA, 1866 nt
Organism: Brassica rapa (field mustard)
Lineage: Eukaryota; Viridiplantae; Streptophyta; Magnoliopsida; Brassicales; Brassicaceae
Product: ATP sulfurylase 2
Biological process (GO): sulfate assimilation
Molecular function (GO): adenylylsulfate kinase activity; sulfate adenylyltransferase (ATP) activity
Source: RefSeq, a predicted model, not a curated record